CAGAAGACAGUUGAAUCGCUGCUGUCAAAACGACGACAAAGCAAACGCAACACACGAGUCGAUUAUCUUUUCUUUUAUUUCUGUUUAACUCGAUAAAAAAAAAAUACACAGAAAUUUAAAGCGAGCAGAAAAAAAAAUUCAACAGAUAAAAAAGUAGUCAAAUUUUACUCGAGCAACAAAUGCUAGAGUUCAUGCCCGGACAGUGUGUUUGUGAGUGUUCGUGUCUAUGAUCGAACCUGUCGAAUUGUGUGUUGUGUGUUUGUCAGAAGAAAAAACAAACGUGUUAAUUAGAAAAUUGAAUCUCCGGUAGCUGUUCGGUUUAACGUUUGUAGAAAAAAAAACUGUGAUGAAUUCUUGAGAUAUUUUCGGUUUUACGAAAUACGGCAAACAAGUCGAAAACCGAUAAAUAUUCAAUGCAACCAUAGAGAUCAAUCGAUUUGUUUUAUUGUUGUUUUCUGUGUGUAUGUGGUUUUGUGCUGUUUGAGAGUUGAAUUCGUGUUGUUUUUUACUUGCUCAUUUCAUCUCUCGCAUUUCGUGUAAAGUUUAAAUUUAGACGGCCUGUGCUGAUUGUGAAAUGUUCAAUGUGUAAAUAAGGAUACAAUUUCGGUCAGGUAUGUGGAUUCCAGUUUCAACGAGUACCACCCAAUCGAAUUGGUUUUUUUUGCUUCCAUCAUCUUCUCGACCCGCGCGCGAAAUUGAACUUUUUUUUAGUUGAUUUACGGUUGUUUACGUGAAUAACAACAAACAUUCAAUCCGAAUGGCAACGUAUCAAAGUAAUCUGAACUUGGAUCAUGUGAAUGAAUAUCGAAGAUUCAAAUCGUGUAUGUGCGUAUGUGAUAAAAUCGAACAUGAAUAAAAAAAUAUGAAAUCAAACACGGAAAACUAUAAAUAUUUCACAUUUGAAACUGUGUUGAAUUUAUAGAUUUUAUGUCAUGUCUCACAUUUUUUGUCCAUGUUUCAUUCUCUCAUUGAAGUGCGCCAAUUGUAAAUGUGGCUGGUUUUUUUUUUCUACGUUCAAGUGUUCAUUUGCACCAACAAGUAUCACUAGAUAAAAAAACUGUAUAAAUUUUUCAAACGCGAGACUAUCACCGUUUUAUUCUCUCGUUUAUUUCGAAAUGUGGCUUGAAAGAAAAAAUUAAGUGCUUUUUUGUGGUUGUUUAAACGGCCUGGAGUGUUAUUGGCUUCGGUCAAAACAUGUCUCAAAAAAUGCGUCCACAUCGCUUCAUUUUAUGUAAAUUGAAUCUUCUUUUGUAGUAUUGUUUUCUGUAAGCCGCCCAUUGACUGCGUGUGGAGUUGAAUAGAGAGAGAAACAGGCAAAGAGAAAUGUGUACACAUAAGCACGUUCCAUCGGAACGGUGACAAUAAUAGUACUUGAUGUAAACGAAAAAUAAAGUAUACAAACGGAGGAAAAAAACGAUUUAGUUUUCUGCUAUUUUGUCAACGCGCGUCGCGCUUUUACCACAUAACAAAAGUGUCUGAAAAGUUGGGCGCUUUUUUUUAAAUUUUUUUACCCGACCAAUUCAAACGUCGUUUAAUUGAAUGGACAAUGGACAUGCACACAAAGUGAGUGAAAAGUUGAUGAGAAUGAGAUCUCUUUCACGUUUCCGACAUUUGCAUGGAGAAAACUUUAUUAUCGUCAUUAGACUAUAGACGAAGAAUGAUCAACAUCAUCAUCAUCAUUUGGUACGAUCAAGUGGGAAAGAACUUGGAACGGUUUUGGUUUUGUGGCGAGAACAAAAUUCGAUGGCGUUUAGAAAUCAACAGCUGAACCGACUAGGCUUACUUAGAUAUUUAGUUGUUGUGCGCGCGUGUGAGGAUGUAUACGAUUGUGCGCAUUAUAAGACGAUAUUCGCGCGCACAUCUCGUCUCUGUUUCUCUCUUUCUUUGACUAUCUGCUUCAAUCUCCCAUCUCACUUUAGCCCACGAAUGAGACGCGUCUUUGCCAGAGAAUUCCAAAUGCAAAUGAUCAAUUCGUGUGUGUUGUGUUGAUCAUUUGUAUCUAUUAGCUGUCGCUGCCUGAAGCAAGAUAAAAAUGUGUGUAUUCAAAAGCGUUAAUAUGUUCUAUCCAAAGUGCAGAGACGUUGGCCCGUUAGUAACCAUGUGACGAUCGUGUGUCAUCCGUGUUUAUGUUUGUGGUGUUCAGUGUCUCUCAUUCUCUCUCUUUCGUUCUCUCUCAGUUGAUCUUGCUUGUCGAUCAAGUCAAGUGCCCACUGUAAUUAAUGUCGUGGAUAUACUUGCCUCUCGAGAACACGGUCUCUCGAGCGAGAUAAGGCAAAAUGAAACUAGGUGCUUGCUUGAUCAUAGUUUGAAUGCAACAAUUAUUUAGAUACAACUCUUCGGCACAUCACUUAUACAAUCACCAUCGCGCAAAUGCAAUUAUCUCUCAAAGCCACACAAACUCUCUCUCUCUCUUUCUCGGUCUCUUUUUUGCUUUUUUAUGGACAACACAAAAAUAACCACAGCAAGUGAUUUUUCUUUGCGUUUUUCUUCCAUCCAUUUAUAACUACAGCGAUUUUACUACACGAAUUCGAAUGAUUGUAGCUGCUUCUAUUAUUACUAUCGCAUCGAUUCAUGGUAGCAAAAGAAAUUAUAAUUAUUUCUGCGGUUGCUGCUGCUGCUCUUUUUUUUCUCUAGAAUUUCAAUGCAAAACAAAUUGUAGAGAAUCAUGCAAAGACUUGAUCGGCUCAAAUGAAAUUAUUUCUUGCAUGCAAAUUCCAACACUUUGGUUCCUGGAUAUUGUGUUUGUAUCAUCAUGGAUCCGAGCCAGUCAAAUAUUGCUCUUUGAGCUUUUCGAACAUACAGCUUUAUGGGCCAUUCGCUUGACAAGCUGAAUGUUCAAUGUUUGCUAUGAGGCAGCGUUGUAUAAAGCAAAAUUCCCUUUUAAACUUGAACAGUUGAAUGGGUUCAUUUUAGAAAUUUUUAGAAAAUACAUAUCCACUUUCCAGCAAAUUCUACAGUUCCAAUUGCUUUCAGCGAACAAAAUUCAAGCCAAGAAACAAACUGGGCUCCAGGUUUUUGACCUUGAUUUACAAUUGCUUUAAAUUCCUUUAAAUUCAAAGUUGUUUUUCAAAGUUGUUUUGAAUUCAUUUUUCGAUCGUUUCAAUUUUUGGACGAAAAAUUUUGAUGAUUUUUUUCCGACCCAAUACCCAAUUUUUCGAUCACAGAAAAAAUAACUUCCUGUUUACGUUUUGAAACGAAAAACAACAACGGUUUCCAAUUAACUUUGUGACGAAUUGCCCUGUACGCCCUCAAUCUCUCUCUUGCACUCUAAUUAAGACUUUGCAUUAAAUGUCUAAUUCGAUUUUUCACUAGUUCAUUUUGCAUUAUUAGCCUCAUUGCAACCGUGUUUUUUUUCUUUAUUUCUUCGAUUCUCGUUAUGUGUGUUCGACUCGAUUCGAAUGGAAUUCUGUGCGAGUGAUCAAAAUGAUUAAUUUUGCAAUUGUUGAUUGCUAAUGAUGAGUCGUAGUCGGUGAUGCAAGCAUACACACACAUACAUUGUCGUAAUUCUGUGCGAUUAUGCAUACAGAGAAUCGAAACGAUUGUUUAAUCUCGUGCGCGCACAUUCACGAGAUUUUCGUUUGUUUGAUCGGUUGUUAUUUUAUGUUUAUUUGUGAUUUUUUUUCUAUUCACUAAAUUUCAUGUUAUUUCACCACAUUUUUUUUCGUUGCUUCUUUGGCUUCUUAUUCGAUAGUAUUUUAUUCGUUGCAUCGUUUCACUGUGUGUGUGUGUGUGUGUGCGAGAGACAGAGAGGAAGGGAGGGAGAGAUGUUAUGUUGCACACAAUAAAAAUGAUUGUUUAUGUUUCAUGGUGAAAACUCUCAUGCAGCUCUCUCUAAGUCAGCAGAAAAUGCGGUAAGGGGUCAUGGUUGUUAGUAGUGGUUUUAUGGAUCAUGUUCUCGCAUACGACCGUUCGGAAGUUUAUCUGCGUGCGAAUGGUUUGAUUCCAGCCGCCGCACAACCGAUAAACAAUACAUUGAAUCGUCAACAACAGAAUCAACAGCCACAGCAACUGCCAUCAUCGCAACAAUCGAUAAAUUCAUCAAUUAUGCAACCGUCACCCAACGCAAAAGUCAACAACAAUGGUCAAUCGCCGGCCCGUGUCAUUUUAAUUUGUCAUUCGAAUUCGCAUCCAUUUCAAAAGCGAAACAUUUUGCUGGAACCACGGCAAGAAAUCAAAGUUGGCCGAUCGGUUCCACGAAGUCGCGUCGAGGAUUCCAAUGCAAUAUUCGAUUGCAAAGUGCUAUCACGAAAUCAUGCCAUCAUUUGGUAUGUGGAUGGGAAAUUUUUUAUCAAGGAUACCGGUAGCAGUAAUGGAACGUUUAUCAAUAGCCAACGAAUCAAGUCAAACGAAGCAUAUGAAAUAUCAUCGGGUGAUGUUGUUCAAUUCGGCGUUGAUGUCAUCGAAAAUUCACGAAAGGAAACGCAUGGCUGUAUCAUAGCCGUACUCAAGCUCAUCACACCCGAUGGCAUCGAGAAAACAUCAUACCAAAAUCCGCCCAAUCCGAACGCGUGCACAUUCGACAAUGACAUAUUUCGUCUUAAACAAAUCAUGCACGAAUCAUAUUUGCGCGAAAUUUUACUCGAAGAGAAAUUAGUUAAUUUACAAAAGGAGGUGUUGGCCACAUGGAAAAACUCAUCGAACUCAUGGCAAGCAUUGAUCCAUGAAGAUCUUUUACUAAGUCGUAUCGAUAUUCUAGAGAAUAAGUUAUCAUGUUAUCAAAAGAAUAUAACAAAUGAAAAGCUGCAAGAGCAGAUCAAUCAGUUGCAAGACGAGAAAGAAGUGUAUCAAAAAACCGCAAAAGACGCCUUAAAGAAAGUGUAUCAGGAACGAUUGGCUGUAAUGCGAAAGUUUACAAAGUUCGAGCAAUUUUGGCAGGCGAGCGAAGAUGAGUUGAUGGUGUUGCGGGCACAGCUUGCCGAUAGCAAAGAAAAUGAUGAAAAACUGCAAGAAAUGAACAAUUCGAAUAGUGAAAGUAUUCGCGAGCAAAUGGCGCGACAGGAGGCCGACUGCAAAGCGAUUAAAGCGGAAUUUGAGGAGGCCAAACGUGAAACCGAAGACCUCAAAAGUCAAUUGCAAAUCAUUGAAGAUUUCAAUGAAGAUGAUCUUCUGUUGGCCGAUAAUUGCAUGAGCGGUGGCGAUAAAAAUCGCAAUACAACCGUAUGGAAUAAGCAAAAGGAGAUCAUGAAAUGGUUAAACAACUCCGAUUUAAAGCAAUUAAAGGAUUCCGACGAAAUCAUCAAUGCCAUGUGCAAUGACACAAAACACAAAGAAUUCUUGAAGAUCGACCCGCAUCAAUGUCUUAAGGUCUAUGAAAAACUAUUGGAUAUCGAAAAGAAGUUCUUGUCGUCAACCAAACCGAUAAAGAUCGUCACUGAAUCAACUGCCUCAUUGGAUAAUAUGGAUAAUAAACGCAGUAUUGAAUCGGAUGCAAUUCUAAUCAGUAAUUGUGAAGAGAGUGCAGCUAAAAGUGAUGAUGAUAGCAAUCAUAAUACGGAAAAUGGCGAAUGUAAGGUGAUCAGCGAGAUCGAAACCAAGGAGAGCAACGCCAAUGAUGUGGUCAAGGUCAAUGAAGAAAACCAAAAUUGUCUAGAGACAACGGAUGAAGAUAGUCAAUCGAAUGCGGUUCGUGAAUUGAUCGUCGAACUCAAGAAUAUGUACAAUGAAUUCUUGUUACAAAUUAAACUGGUGCAAAAGGAUCUAAUACGCUCUGCCAAAUAUGAUGAACUAGAAUCAAAGUUUAUAAGUACAAUGCUGGAGUUGCAAACAUUGCAGAAGGAACAGCAACGACGCGAAUUGCUCCACAAGAUACAAAGAGAUGUGGAUGAUUCAGCAGAAGUGCCUGUGAAAAGAGGCAUCAGUACAAAUCAAAGCGAUGAGCUUCGGCUGAAUAACAAUCGUGAUACGCUCCAUUUUGACAAUGAUGCCAAUGACAAUGAUAUCGGUACAACUGUUGCCGAUGACAUUAUCCUUAUGAAAACUGAUGCGAACAACGAAGAAUCAGCGCUGAAUCACACCAACACCCUUGUACGCGAUACAAGCUCAGCAACGGUUACGCCACAAAACUCUAUCACGGACCUGGACGACGGUUUCGAUACAAAUUCAAUGUCAACCAUUGACGAAACAAACAAUAGUAGUACAAAUUCAAUUAUUACCGAAAUCAACAACGGAUCCGUUGCAGACGAUGACUUCAGCGAACAGAGUAUAACGAAUGCGGUGAAUGAUGAUUUAUUUGAGACGCAAACAGUUCGAGGUUCAGCGAUAAAUGGUGAUGAUCGUAUACACGAACUUGAAUCAGAGAUAACGGCCGUGAGAGUGCAAACAUUGGAUGAAUCGCCUGCAUCAGCUGUGCUUGAUAAUAAUUUGGAUGAUGAUUAUGUGGAUGAAAAGGAGGCGCUCGAAUCGUUCGAUCGAAUCAUUGAAGAGGAAAGCAAAUUGAUCAAUGAAACGGACAUUUUGAAAGAAGAAGAAUUGGUCGAAUUGAAAGAGCGCUGCGUCAAAUUGACCGACGAUAAUGUGUCGUUGCGUCGUGAAAUAGAAACGUUACGCUUAUCCACCAACAAACAAUUUACAUUGCUGGUGUACACAGCGUCAUUAGCCGCCUUCAUUGGUUAUCUAUUUUCCAUAUUUUUUUCAUAAUCGAUGGAGACAACGUCAUUCCAACGCCGUACGAACAAAGGCUGAACACAUUUCGAGAGACACACAAACACACACGAAAAAACAAACAAAAAAAACGCAUUUCAAAUGAAUAAAAUGAAGAAGGAAAAUCCCAGUUUGAUCCGUUUUUAGUCAGAUAUCCGAUUUGCACUAGAGUGCUAUCACAAAUUUUGCCUUCGAUCAGCCCACACAAUUCAUUUAUCUCUAUCUCUGUCUUCGUCUCUGUAAUCUAUCUCUAUUCAGUUCGUUCGAGAUGUAAACAACACACACACACACACAAGUAUAUAUAUUGCACAAUUGUGGGGAAGACAAAUGAGCGACACGCACGCAUUAGAAUUUCAUAUACAUAAUUACAAACAUUCAUUUAGACAUGAAAAAUGAUCAUAAUCUUCUGUUCAUUUAAAAAGAAAGAAAGAAAAAGAAAAACAAACAAAAUACACACAAAUUGGACAUACGUGUUUAAAUAAGGCCCAAUUUUACAGUAAUUUAUAUACAUAAAAUUAAAUAGAUAUGAUGUAACAUAAAACAAAAUGCAUAUUUUUAAGAGCAUUCAAAUAAACGGUCAGAAGAGAAAACAAAACAGAAAAAACACCCACAAAUGAACAACACACUCAUAUUAGAAGAAGAAAAAAAACCAACAAUAAGUUAUCAUCUUUCCGACACGAAAUAUAAUGAAACAGAUAUAUAGAAAUGGGUAUUGAAAUUAAAAAUGGCAAACAAAUAAAUGACCGACCGCUUCUUUUCUCGUGCUGUCGAGAUUAAAGUUGAGCCUGUGCAUUGGUGCGCCGUCAAAUUCUUCGGACCAUAGUGCACUAAAAUAUUUCCAUAAUUGUUUUGUUCGAAUCAUUUUGUUUUUGCCAGAAGAAAGAUGCCAGAAGAAAGAAUUAACGCGCAUCUUUUUGGACAAGUCUUAGGACAACACAAAAUCACGCAUAAUUUAAACACAUUUUUUGACUUGAAACGAAAAAUCUUUUUAUUUAAAUUAAUUCUUUUUUGUCGAUCUUUUUUUUUCUAAUUUAAAUUUAUUUUUAUUAUACCAUUAUUAUUUCUUUUGUAGAAAAAAAGACCCAUUAAAUGCUUUAAUUGUUGUUAUAAUGAA
This is a messenger RNA of Sitodiplosis mosellana (orange wheat blossom midge), 7753 nucleotides long. RefSeq names its product sarcolemmal membrane-associated protein (gene Slmap). The transcript is spliced from 11 exons. The record is from RefSeq and is a predicted model, not a curated record. Gene Ontology annotation, molecular function: protein binding. Bases 3862 to 6636 code for a protein of 924 amino acids. Lineage: Eukaryota; Metazoa; Arthropoda; Insecta; Diptera; Cecidomyiidae.